Sorex fumeus (smoky shrew) is the source of this 917-nucleotide messenger RNA. It is a transcript of the gene DCK, whose product is annotated as deoxycytidine kinase. The transcript has 7 exons. Gene Ontology annotation, cellular component: mitochondrion; cytoplasm. Gene Ontology annotation, biological process: nucleobase-containing compound metabolic process. Gene Ontology annotation, molecular function: ATP binding; deoxycytidine kinase activity. The record is from RefSeq and is a predicted model, not a curated record. Lineage: Eukaryota; Metazoa; Chordata; Mammalia; Eulipotyphla; Soricidae. Bases 40 to 825 code for a protein of 261 amino acids.
CUGCGCCACUUCCCAGCGCUUCCUGCGCGCCCGGCCGCCAUGGCGACUCCGCCCAAGAGGAGCUGCCCGUCUCCCGCCGGCAGCCCCGAGGGAGCCCGCAUCAAGAAGAUCUCCAUCGAGGGCAACAUAGCUGCAGGGAAGUCAACUUUCGUGAAUAUUCUUAAACAAGUUUCUGAAGAUUGGGAAGUGGUUCCUGAACCUGUUGCCAGGUGGUGCAAUGUUCAAAGUACUCAAGAUGAUGAAUUUGAGGAACUGACAACAUCUCAGAAGAGUGGCGGGAAUGUUCUUCAAAUGAUGUAUGAGAAACCUGAGCGGUGGUCUUUUACCUUCCAGUCUUAUGCCUGCCUCAGUCGAAUCCGGGCUCAGCUUGCCUCUCUCAAUGGCAAGCUCAAAGACGCCGAAAAACCUGUGGUAUUUUUUGAACGAUCUGUAUAUAGCGACAGGUAUAUUUUUGCAUCUAAUUUAUAUGAGUCUGAAUGCAUGAAUGAAACAGAAUGGACAAUUUAUCAAGACUGGCAUGACUGGAUGAAUAACCAGUUUGGUCAGAGUCUUGAACUAGAUGGAAUCAUUUAUCUUCGUGCCACUCCAGAGAAAUGCUUGAAUAGAAUAUAUUUACGGGGAAGAAACGAAGAGCAAGGCAUUCCUCUUGAAUAUUUACAAAAACUUCACCAUAAGCAUGAAAGCUGGCUUCAGCAUAGAACACUAAAAACCAAUUUUGAUUAUAUAGAAGAAGUGCCUAUAUUAACGCUGGAUGCCAAUGAAGACUUUAAAGACAAACAUGACAGUAUGGUUGAAAAGGUCAAAGAGUUUUUGAGCACUUUGUGAUCUUGCUGAAGACUGUCAGCAGCAAGUGAAUCCAGAGUCUUCCAUUUUGCUUGUCUUUGUAUUUCUAUUUGUAUUUCCAUUUUUAUGUCUCU